Molecule: messenger RNA, 1758 nt
Organism: Saccharomycodes ludwigii
Lineage: Eukaryota; Fungi; Ascomycota; Saccharomycetes; Saccharomycodales; Saccharomycodaceae
Gene: NUP42
Product: FG-nucleoporin NUP42
Exons: 1
Coding region: 1-1758 (585 amino acids)
Molecular function (GO): metal ion binding
Source: RefSeq, a predicted model, not a curated record
AUGUACUAUAAAGGUAGCUAUAAUAAUUAUAACAGCAAUAAAAAUAAUAAACCACCUUGCAGGUUUUUCCAGCAAGGUUCAUGUUACAAAGGUAGUAAAUGUUCGUUUGCACAUGUUUAUGCAAAUAACAGUAGUAACAGCAGUAAUAGUAGCAGCAAUAAUAACACAAGCAAGGAUGAUAAAUUUAUUAAAACUUUUGAAGGUAAAACACCGAAUGAAGCGGUUCAAUAUUUCACAAGCGAUAACUUGGUUGGCAAAAUAGAAAGUGAAAUUGUAUCUGAUAUAAACAUUAGCGCAAAAGCAAUAAAAUCUAACCCUUUAUUGUCAUCAUAUUCAAUGCCCAAUCCAUGCACUGUUUUAUUAAUAGAGCCUUCAAGAGAAUUAUCUCCAGAAGAGUUACGAUGGAAGUAUUAUGAUGCAAAACAGAAAAACUCAUUAACCGCAUAUGAAAAUGAAAUCAAAGCAAGAGAAGCUGAUAUGCAAAAGUGUAUGGAAUAUAUUAAAAAUAACAGUAAGAAAGCUGCGAGAUAUUUACAAAUUGGGACUAAAAAUAAUCUUCAAAAUGCUCAGAGUGGUAAUUUAAAACCGUUUAUAGAUUUUCCAAUUGAUUUUAAUAACGUAUCUUCAUCUACUUCUCAACCGUUUGGUCAAAUAGCAUCUCCAUUUGGCCAACCAACAAAUUCAGCAUUCGGUACCCCUAGCUUUGGCUCUUCGCAAGGAAAUAGCAGUUCCGGAAGUGUCUUUGGCACACCGAGUUUUUCAAAUAAUACUAAUAGCAACGCUGAUGCGUCUAAUGUAUUUGGCAAGCCAGCCUUUGGAGCAACAAAUAACGCCAAUGGUACUGGCAUAGGUAGCGCGUUUGGAGCACCUACAUUUGGUUCAACAGUAACAUCAAAUAAUGCCAACAGUAAUAGCGCUGGUAGUGCAUUUGGUGCGCCUGCAUUUGGCACACCUGCAUUUGGAGCAACUUCAUUUGGUUCAACGGCAGCACCAAACAAUAAUAACAAUAACAGUGUUGGUAGUGCAUUUGGUGCACCCGCUUUUGGCUCAACAACAGUAUCAAAUAAUUCUACCGCGUUUAACUCAACAACGACUCUAAAUGCCGCUAAUCCUUUUGGCUCCAUAAUGCCUGCAUUAACUAAUAACAAUAUAGACAAAAAUACCGAUACUUUUUUUAAAUCAGCAUUUGGCACUCCAACAGCAGCUAAUGGACAAAAACAAUCAGGUAUUGCUAAUCCCUUUGAUGCAAGUGCUCCUAAACCCAAUUUAUUUACUCAAAAUUUGAAUAGUCCCAAUUCUACUGACACUUCGUCUCCAUUUGGAACAGGUAGUUUUGGAAAACCCUUCAGUAACCCUGCUGGGUUUAAAGCAAAUGAGAACACUACUGCAAAUGGAUCCCCAUUUGCUGCCAAUACUAGUAAUCAACAGACGAACCCUCCCAAAAAUGAUUUACCGUUCGGAAAUACCAACAACACCCCUAACACUGCUGUUUUUACUACCAAUACAAAUGGUAAUCAGUUUGGACAAGCAUUACAGAGUCAAAACCAUUCUCCAUUUGGAGUUAAUGUUCAAGAUUCUAAUUCUAGGCUUGCCAAUAGUAAUACAAACACUAUACAUCAAAGAUUUAUUCAGGGGAAACUCCACAAAGAAAUUAAGGAGGAAGAUUUGCCAGAAUCGGUUAUUAGUGCCUUUAAGUCUGAAUUCUUUGUUUUAGGGGAAGUUCCAGACGUACCACCACCAAUAACUUUAAUACGUUAG